Messenger RNA from Effrenium voratum, 893 nucleotides. The record is from the annotation of a GenBank genome assembly. Lineage: Eukaryota; Dinophyceae; Suessiales; Symbiodiniaceae.
AUGACCAAAGGUGUCUACGGCCUGUUGGGCGACAGCUCGCUCUACUGCAAGAAGAGCAAUGGAAAGAAGGCGCAGCUCAAAGCAGAGUUGAGCUGGCAGCUUCCCGGCCUGCACUUGCAGUACGCAGGAGGUGGAGGUGUGCGCGAAAUCCUGCAGAUGCUGAAGCGCAGCGAUGGCUUUCAAGUGCUGGGCGUCAGCUACUUUGGGAACGAGCACGUCACGAAGCCCAUGGACCAUAAGAUCUACAAGCCGCUCUGGGAGGAGCUCUUUGAGGAGAUCCGCCAGAAAUGCGACCGCGCCGUGUUCUUCAUGGGCGGCUACUCGCAGAGGUAUGGGUACAAGCAAGUGUACGACGACAAUAUGGGCACCAUCCGCGAGUGGAUCGCUGAUGCCGGCCUAGCGGUGCGCACCGAUUUCGAGAAGGUGCGUGACUGGCCCUUGGGCGACUCGCUACAUUUCGCCGCGUCGGUCAAGGAAGAGGUGGCGAGCUACUUGCGCGACCUGCUGCUGAAUGCUCCUCCUGUCAAAAACGCAAAGCCCAGCUGCGAGAAACACGAGAAACUGCCCGCGGCGAGAAGUCCAGUGACUCCAGUGCCGGUGGUCGGCUCUGGUCGGCGGUGGGGAAGGGCGACAGCGCAGCCGGAGAAACGCAUGGUAUACAAGGAGCAACAAGUCUGGGACCCUUUCAUGAACGAAUACUUCACCGUCCUCGUGGAGGUCCCAAUCGAGAUCGUGAAGCCUCGGGAUGACAUUGCGGAGGAAGUGGCGGAGGGAUUUGCACAGAGCAAAUUCGGCGACAUCUUGGAGAAGCUGGAAGGCGUCAAGCACGCCAUCGCUGUGGAGGGGCUGACCCAAAUGGGGCAAUUCAUCUUGCACAGAGAGCUCUGCAUGAA